Molecule: messenger RNA, 393 nt
Organism: Branchiostoma belcheri (Belcher's lancelet)
Lineage: Eukaryota; Metazoa; Chordata; Leptocardii; Amphioxiformes; Branchiostomatidae
Exons: 5
Coding region: 1-393 (130 amino acids)
Source: RefSeq, a predicted model, not a curated record
AUGGGGUCACCAGGGGUCACGGACACGGAUAUACCUGGGGACGAGGUUCCUCGGCACAUCAGAAGUGCGGAUGAUUUGAUGUGUCACGUGAAUGACGUGUGGCACAGCUGCAGCCGCCUGGCCAAUCAGAACGUCGAGCUGCAACUCCGCCUGGAACUAGCCGAAGUGACCCGGGAACGAGAUCGCAGGAAAGAGAAAAUGGCGACGUUACAUGCAGAUGAGUUUCCAGGGAAGAUUGUCCUCUGGCGGAAACUGAUGAGACUGCAGGCUGAGCUGGACGAGACCAAGUCAAGAUGUGGAGACCUAGAGAGGCGGAAAAAUUUCCUGGAACUGAACGUUGAUGAUCUGGAAAGAAUGGUGACUAAGCUACAGUAUGAUAACGAUAGAGGGUAA